GCUUACAAGCAUCCACCAGAAGGCAUCCGAGGUCGACUUUUCUCUGCAGGCAAAGAUGGCGGUGCGGAAGAAAGACGGCGGCCCGAAUGUAAAAUAUUUCGAAGCGUCUGACACAGUCUCGCAGUUCGACAAUGUCCGUGUUUGGUUGGGCAAGAAUUACAAAAAGUACAUACAGGCAGAACCGCCUACCAACAAGUCCCUGUCCAGCCUGGUGGUCCAGCUGCUGCAAUUCCAAGAGGAGGUGUUUGGAAGACAUGUUAGCAAUCCCCCUCUGACCAAACUUCCGAUGAAGAGUUUUCUGGAUUUUAAGUCUGGGGGAGCUUUAUGUCACAUCCUGGCUGCUGCCUACAAGUUCAAGAGUGACCAGGGCUGGAGGAGGUUUGAUUUCCAAAACCCAUCUCGAAUGGACCGCAAUGUGGAGAUGUUCAUGACCAUUGAGAAGUCACUGGUGCAGAAUAACUGUCUCAGUCGACCGGUCAUCUAUCUCAGUUCAGACAUUGAACCCAAGCUGUUGGGCAAACUGAAGGACAUCAUAAAGCGACACCAGGGCUCAGUGACCGAGGACAAGGCAGCCAGCUCCCAUGUGGUGGUCCCUAUACCUGCAAGCCUGGAAGAGGAGGAGUGGGUGCGUCCAGUGAUGAAGAGAGACAAACAGGUUCUGCUUCACUGGGGCUAUUCACCAGACAGCUACGACACCUGGAUUUCUGCCAGCGAGGUGGAGGCUGCAGUGGAAGAUCCCCCCAGUCCAGAGAAGCCAAGAAAGGUACAUGCCAAGUGGAUUUUAGACCUGGACCAGUUUAAUGAGUGGAUGAACGAGGAGGACUAUGAGGUGGGUGAGGGGGGACCCAGGAGGAAGAGAAUUUCAGCCAAGACCCUGACGGACGAGGUGUCCCCCCCAGACGAGCGCAGAGACAGAAAGCCGGGGAGUGCCAAGAAGAGGAAGCGCUCACCUUCCCCAUCACCAACCCCACCCCCUCAGGAGAGCAAGAAGAAGAACACCAAGAAAGGACCCACGGCCCCUUACACCAAGUCAAAGCGAGGCCACCGUGAGGAGGAGCAGGAGGACCUAACCAAAGAGCUGGAUGAGCCCUCGCCUGUACCAGCUGUGGAGGAGGUCACACUGCCCAAGAGUGUCAACACUAAGAAGGACUCAGAGUCGACACCAGUAAAGGGCGGCACUAUGACCGACCUUGAUGAGCAAGAGGAUGAGUCCAUGGAAACAGUGGGGAAGGAGGAAGAGGAGGGGUCCCCCAGUGUGAAGGGAGAACCAGUGAAGGGCUCGGAUCUCCAUGAGGACAACGUGACUGAGCAGACCCACCACAUCAUCAUCCCUAGCUAUGCUGCCUGGUUCGACUACAACAGUGUUCAUGCUAUAGAACGCAGAGCCCUCCCUGAGUUCUUCAAUGGCAAGAAUAAGUCCAAGACUCCGGAAAUUUACCUGGCCUACAGAAAUUUCAUGAUAGAUACGUACCGCUUAAACCCCCAGGAGUAUUUGACUUCUACUGCUUGUCGCCGGAACUUGGCAGGAGAUGUGUGCGCCAUCAUGAGGGUUCAUGCAUUUUUGGAGCAGUGGGGUCUGAUCAACUAUCAGGUGGAUGCCGAGAGCCGCCCCACCCCGAUGGGCCCCCCACCCACCUCCCACUUCCAUGUUCUAGCGGACACGCCCUCCAGCCUGGUGCCUCUGCAGCCCAAGGCCUCACAGACUCCAUCCUCACAGCAGAUGCUAUCCUUCCCAGAGAAGGUGAAGGAGAAGCCUGCCGACCUGCAGAAUUUCGGCCUCAGGACCGACAUAUACACCAAGAAGAGUGGGCCUGCCAAGAGUAAGAGUGCCGCAAGCGCCACGCGAGAAUGGACAGAGCAGGAGACCUUGCUGCUGCUGGAGGCCCUGGAGAUGUACAAGGAUGACUGGAACAAGGUGUCGGAGCACGUGGGCAGCCGUACGCAGGACGAGUGCAUCCUGCACUUCCUGCGGCUGCCCAUUGAGGACCCCUACCUGGAGGACAGCUCCGCCUCGCUGGGCCCCCUCGCUUUCCAGCCCGUGCCCUUCAGCCAGGCUGGCAACCCCGUCAUGAGCACUGUGGCGUUCCUGGCAUCCGUGGUGGACCCCCGUGUGGCCUCCGCCGCCGCCAAGUCCGCCCUGGAGGAGUUCUCUCGAAUGAAAGAGGAGGUGCCGGCCGCUUUAGUGGAGGCGCACGUCCGGAGGGUGGAGGAGGCUGCACGUGUCAGUGGGAGGCAUGAUCCCCUGUACGGCCUGGAGGGCAGCGGCAUCGCCGGCACUGACCUGGAGGAGGGCGAGAGGCCAGAAGAAAGCAGUGAGGAGAGCAAGAGUGAUGGUCAGCCCAGUGAGGAGAGGAGAGAGAGCAAGGAAAGUAAAGAGGGAGCCAUGGAGGAGGAGGAAAAGCAGGGAGAAAAUGGGAAGAAGGAGGAAGAGCGAGGGCGAGAAGGAGAGGGAGAGAGAGAGGGAGACAAAACAGACUCAGAAAUGGGUAAUGGAGAGAAGGAGAAAGACGGGAGAGAGGGGUCGGAGGAGGGGAGGAGAGACGGAGAGAGCGAGGGUGAGCGGAAGGCCAAAGUGGAACGGGAUGUUGGGGAAGGAAAUUUGGCCACCGCCGCUGCCUCUGCUCUGGCCGCUGCUGCUGUCAAAGCCAAGCACCUGGCAGCAGUGGAGGAGCGGAAGAUCAAGUCUCUGGUGGCCCUGCUGGUGGAGACGCAGAUGAAGAAGCUGGAGAUCAAACUCAGACACUUUGAGGAGCUGGAGACCAUCAUGGACAGAGAGAGAGAGGCGCUGGAGUACCAGAGGCAGCAGCUGCUGGCCGACCGGCAGUCCUUCCAUAUGGAGCAGCUGAAGUACGCAGAGAUGAGGGCCCGGCAGCAGCACUUCCAGCAAAUCCAGCACCAGCAGCACAGCCAGACGCCGCCGCAGCACCCCUCCACUGGCCCCCUGCCGCCGCCCCAGGGCGUGGCAAGCUCCCAGCCCGGUCCCGGGACCCCGGGCCCGCCACCCGCCCCCAGCCCCGCGCCGCCGUCCUCAGUCGCCAACCCCGUGGGCACGCCCUCGUCUGGGCAGCCGCCGGAGCCGCCGUCCCAGGGCCCCCACACCUCUCCCCCCGUGCCCCCGGGUCCGCCUCCGGCUCCCCCGUCCUCUGCCGGCCACGCUCCAGCUCUCCACGACGCCAGCGUGCCCCCUGAUGGGCUCCAUGCUACCGCUCCUGUUCCACCACCACAAUGAGAGGAAGGAGGACAAGAGGGGGAGGACGGGAUAGGGAGUGAGGAAACCAAGGGACAGACAGAGUGAGCAACAGCAAGAGAGACGGUCAGAAAGACAAUAGAGAGAGCAAAAGAACAGGGCACUGAGUCACCCAUAAGACUGAGCAAUGCUGUGAUGUGUUUGCCCCCAAAAACCUACUUGUAAUACCUAAGGAAGAAGGACAAGGCAGGGACUGAUAGUUGUGUCAUUUGUUGCCAGGACCAGCAGAGAAAUUCUUUGGUCAGGAUUAGUAAAAGGGUGACUGAAAAAACUCCUUCUUUCUUGCCUUGGAUGAGAACAGGAUGAGAAGAGCACACUCAUCAAAAGGGCAAACUCAGAACCAAUGGCAAUCAAGUGCUGAUCAAAUUCAGCCAAUCAGAGUCCUCUUCAGUCUUGAGCUUGAAGAACUUCUGUCCUGCUGUAAAGGGUACAUUCAUUUAUUGAUAUUGUCUGUGGCUUGGCUUCCCUCCGUUUUACCCAGCAGCACUCAGUCCUAAAACACAGAGCAUAAAUAAAUAUGACUCCACCUGCACCUCGGGUGUGUGCAACACGUUUUGACAUGUGUAGUGUAUUUAUCCGUCAGCAAUCUGUACCACAGAAUAAUAUUAACAGGCCUUUUCACUUGCACGUUGACCUUUUUCCUUCCCAUAUUAAGGCAAGUUGCUGGUUACUUUGUUGACUGAUUCAGAGGAGGUCUGUUUUAGUCACGCAUUUAGUCUGUGGUUGCAAGCUGACCCCCUGGUUCAUAAAGCCAGUGUGUAAACUCUGAAUUUAUGCCAAUGCUCAUGCUGAAGAGCAUCGUGGAUGCACAGAUGUGCACCAUUGAUGGCCCAACCUUUACAGCCCAUAGCUGGCAUUCUUGUGCCCUUCUCUCUGUCCAGUACAAGCCAUGUAACGAUGUUUGUUUCCUGAAUCUGUCUCUCUUAACUCACUCACCUGUCUGUCUCUAUAGGCACUUGGUAAGAAAAAUGGAAGGGUAGAUUGGAGGCAUUAAGAUUUACAAGAGCGUAACAUGCUGUUUCCGAACGGACUUCAACAAUGACAGACAUAAUAGAUUGUGGGCAUAAUACAUUCAGUAUUACAGGGAAGGGGGGGGGUUCAAUUUUUGGCCAACAACUGGUAUGUGAUGUAGUUGGGGAAAAAAUAGCACUUUGAGAAUAUUUUUAAAAAUUCUUAAACUCCUGGCUUUUUUCGGUGACUGGAAAAAUGAAGGAUUUUGUUUAGUCUUUUUAAAUUUGAUCCUGGAAGUCAAUUGACCUGAGGAAGCACUUAAAAAUGAUAUUGAUAAAAACAGUGGUGAGAAUGAUAGCUACAAUAUUGUGUAUUCUGUUGUUUUUGAUUCUUAAAUGAUGUGGCCAGUCGGAAUGACUUCUGAGAAGAGCUCGAUGUGAUUAGUUGCUUGUUGCAUUGCGAGAGUGUGGGUUACGUUAGUCGGGUUCCCAUGAAAAAAUUCGAUUAGGCAAUUGGCCAAAGAGAAGCAGCACCUUCCUAUGCACUAAAUUCCCCUUCCAUGGGACUGCAGUCCACUCAAUUUGAUACUGAGUCAGAUUUUUCACAUGGAAUGUAUUUGGUUUGUUCAGUGGUCAAAUAAAAAUAGUGAAUGAGAAGACCCAGUUAUCUUGAGCUGAAGAAACUGGCAUCUGCUGCUUUGCAGAGCAAAGAACCUUGGAAUUUCCUGACAUUCGCAGAUAUGAAAACGUGUGUCCAAACAUGACAGUGCAUCGGCUUUAACUCAAGGCAAAAAAGUCCUUUGGGAACUAUACUGUGGUUAUUUGCUGUUGGGACAGUCUCCAGUAUCCAAUCAGGAUCUGCUCAAUAUGACACUCUAACCCCCAGUGCCGUUGAGUGGGUUGACAUGUACAGCUAGAGUAUGCGUGUGACACAGCACCUUUGAGGGAGGCUGCUUCAGGAGUUUAUGCCGAGUGCACAAGCAGACACAAAGCAGGGGAAGUCUCUUCUCUUUGGAUUGAUGACUCAGAUCAUUGUAGUGGCAUUCUCUGUUUUUAAAGAUCAACAGGAAACCUCUCUUGGUGAAUUAUUGCUUGAUGAUGAUCUUGUAUUCUAACUGAAAUUACAUCAAUGAAACAAAGCUAUUUUUCAAAUGAGGUGGGGAGGUGUCAUUUUUAGAUUGAAUGACACAAAAAGCUAUCUCACUUAUAUCUAGCACAUGUCAUUUCAUCUUUAUGACUCCUUUCCAGACCAUGAUAAGACCUGAAAUGGAUUAGAGUGACUUGAAGAGGCAAUCCAUUUGUAUGAAAUAUACAGUGGGAGUGGGAGUGUGUGCGUGUGUGUGUGAGUGAGUUGAUAGGUCCUUGUCCAGCCAAUAUGAGGUGUUGACAUAUGAAGGAAUGCAUUUUUUUUAUUUCUGAGAGGAGUAAAAUUGAUCUAGAAAGACCAAGAUCUGUAGCUGAAGCUAGGUCAGCACAUAGAAAGGAAUUUCUACAGUGAUUUUCUAGAAUGAUAUCUUCAUUGUACAUCUUUUCCUAUUUUUAUAUUUCUGACUGUGGGUUUAUCAUGUUCCUUGAUUAGUACAACCAUGGCAUUAUUGUGGCUGUUAUUAUCUAUGUAUCCAUCUAUUUAUCAUGCUUUCUUUACAUAAUCAUAUGUACCCUGAUACCUUUUUUUGGGUUGUGUCUGUAAAGUGUGAGUCAGUGAGAUUGUCUAUAUGUGUGUGAGUGCUCACUGCAUUACCAUUCUCUGAAGCUUCCUUUCCUUCAAACUCAACAGCUUAGUCUGCAUACAUCUUUUAAAUGGCUGAUGAACACACACACACGCGCGGUCGCAUGCAGGCACGCACACACACACGUAUGCGCACAGACACACGUGCGCGCAAGCGUGCUAUUCAGCUAGCCAGUAUUAGAAACUCUCUCAUGGUGUACACUCCCAAGGAAUGAAAGCUGUUUUCUGUGUUUUAUGUUGUGUGGACCUUGUGAAGAAAUGUUUGUCUGUGUUUAUUUUCUAUUUAUUGUUUUUUAUGGCUAACAAUAAUGAUUGCAGUGUUAACCGUUAUGAAUGAUGCAGUACACAGAGACCCACCUUUUCUCUGUCACAGCUGUGCAGAAAGUUUGCAUUGUGAGUUUGUCAUUGGCUCUAUAAAUAAAAAUGAGUAAGACAAAAAAGUUCUUAUUGACAUAAACAGAUUGGGGAAAAAAUACAGAUAAAAUGUUAUGAGAUCAA
Molecule: messenger RNA, 6424 nt
Organism: Megalops cyprinoides (Indo-Pacific tarpon)
Lineage: Eukaryota; Metazoa; Chordata; Actinopteri; Elopiformes; Megalopidae
Gene: smarcc2
Product: SWI/SNF related, matrix associated, actin dependent regulator of chromatin, subfamily c, member 2
Exons: 26
Coding region: 56-3229 (1057 amino acids)
Biological process (GO): positive regulation of DNA-templated transcription
Cellular component (GO): SWI/SNF complex; npBAF complex; nBAF complex
Molecular function (GO): nucleosomal DNA binding; histone binding
Source: RefSeq, a predicted model, not a curated record